This is a messenger RNA of Chaetomium fimeti, 597 nucleotides long. RefSeq lists its product as uncharacterized. Bases 1 to 597 code for a protein of 198 amino acids. The record is from RefSeq and is a predicted model, not a curated record. Gene Ontology annotation, biological process: mitochondrial respiratory chain complex I assembly. The transcript has 4 exons. Lineage: Eukaryota; Fungi; Ascomycota; Sordariomycetes; Sordariales; Chaetomiaceae.
AUGGCGCCGACCGGGGAUGACCACUACCAUCCCAAGGAUACCAUCCACUCCAGCCUCUACCAGGGCAUGGUGUUCGGUGGCGUAGGUCUUCUCUUCGCCGCCGUAAGGAACUCGCUCGCAAAGACGAACGUCGGGCCGUGGACCACAUUCACCAAGCACGGCGGCCUGAUCGCGACAUUCACUGUCACCGGCACCGCCUUCGAGUUCACGCGCUGUGCCUCAGCCAACCUGCGCGAAAAGGACGACCACUGGAACCAUGCGAUCGGUGGAUUUGUUGCGGGCGCUGCCCUUGGCCUAAGAACUGGGCGCAUGCCCCGCAUCAUCGGGUACGGCUUUUUUACCGCCGUCACCGUGGGGGCAUUUGAAUAUACAGGCGGCAAACUGAGGGGGUACUGGAACCGUCCUGCGGAGGACGAGUACGAGCGGAAGGAGAUGCUGCGGAAGACUAGGAGAAGGCCAAUCGAGGAGACAAUUGCCGAGAUUGGAGAAGGCAGAGGUAUCAAGCCGCCUGGGUAUGAGGAGCGAAGGCGAGAGAGAAUCAAGGAGAAGUACGGAAUCGAGAUCCGCACCGUCAGCGCGGACCCCAACGCUGCGUAA